CAACAAGAGUGAAACUCUGUCUCAAAAAAAAAAAAAGUUGGAAUAUCAUUGUGAUAGGUAGUAGAAGUUUAAACCAAGAAGAUAAAGGUUAGGGCCAGUCAGUGACAUGAGAUCAAGGGUUUGGAAUUUAUCCCCUGGGAAACCAUGGAUGGUUUUGAGCUGACAUGCUCUCAUUUGUGUUAACGAAAGAGGAUGGGCUGCAGUGUGGAAGAUACAGAGGAAGGUAGACACUGCCGGCUGCAUAACAGAUUAAGAAGCUGUUGCAGUACCUUCUCAUACUGGCCUAGGUGUCCUUCCUCAGUGCUCUGAAAGCACUGAGUAUGUUCCCUAUCCUAACACUUAGAAUAUGGACUGAAAUCAUUUAUUUAUUUCCUUCAUUAGGCGUAUGCCCCACAAGGGUAGGGAUGGCAUCUGUGUUUUCAUUGCUAUCUCCUCUUUGGUGGCUUCAUUGCAUUUAGAAUAUAAUUCAGAAUUUGUAACAGAAAAUACAAGGCCCUGGCUAUUUCUCUACCUUUACUUCCCACCGCACUCACCCCAUUUUUUCUUUGCUGUAGUUAUAGAGAACUGAAGUUCUAAUUUGCUAAGUCCUUUCUUCCCUCAGUUUCUUUUCCCGGACUGUUCUCUCUGCUAGGAACCUCCCCUUCAACUACAAGCCUUCCUGGCUCUCUUUCAUCCUUCAGUUCUCAGUUUAAAUGUCGUUUCUUCAAAGAGGUCUAAACCCAGUCUCAACUCGCUGUCAUACUUUUCUCACUCACAGUACCACUUUUCUUUGCUUUUUCUGUACUUUUAUAUUUUUGUGUUUGCUUAUCUGAUGUCUAUGUCUUUUACUAGGCCCAGUGCCCACACAUACCAGACACUCAAUGAACAUCUGUUGAAUAAAACUAAAUGGAUAAUAAACCCAUUAACUUGGGCAAGGAACACAGGGGGAAAAGAUGGUGGGCGUCAGAUUUGGUUGUGGGCAUAGAGUUUGAGAGGCCUUUGGGUCACCCCUGGAGAGAUGACCAGUAAACAGCCGUGAGUAAAACCUGCCACUCAGGCUUGGGAAAGAUUCAACCCUUUUGCCUGGUGUGAGCACUGACUUUUUCCUUAAAACACCCCUGUCCUCUUUAUCCCUCCAGCCGGAAGUAAUUCCUUCUUCCUCUGAACUGACUUUACAGUACUCUGUAUCUCUCAGAUGACUCAUCUCAUAUUUCCCUUCAUUUUAAUUGUUGUGGGGUGGUACAUCAGAAAGCUGACUGGGACAGCAUCCAUGAGAAAAUAUGUCAGCUCUUGAUUCCACUGCGCACUUCUAUGCCCUUCUACAAUUCAGAGGAAGAACGGCAGCAUGGCCUGCAGCAGCUACAGCAGCGGCAGAAGUAUUUGAUUGAAUUCUGCUACACCGUAGCCCAGAAAUACCUCUUUGAAGGGAAACAUGAAGAUGCUGUACCAGCAGCUUUGCAUUCCCUUCGCUUCCGCGUGAACCUGUACGGCCUGAGCUCUGUAGAGCUUGUGCCUGCUUACCUGCUGUUGGCCGAGGCCAGCCUUGGUCUGGGCCGAAUCGUUCAGGCUGAAGAAUAUCUAUUCCAAGCCCAGUGGACAGUCCUCAAAUCAACUGACUGUAGUAAUGCCACCCACUCUUUACUGCAUCGGAACCUGGGACUUCUCUAUAUAGCUAAGAAAAACUAUGAAGAAGCCCGUUAUCAUCUGGCCAAUGAUAUUUAUUUUGCCAGUUGUGCAUUUGGAACAGAGGACAUUAGGACUUCAGGAGGCUACUUCCACCUGGCUAAUAUAUUCUAUGACCUUAAAAAGUUGGACCUGGCAGACACAUUGUACACCAAGGUCUCUGAGAUCUGGCACGCAUAUUUGAACAAUCACUAUCAAGUCCUCUCACAGGCUCACACCCAACAAGUGGAUUUACUGGGCAAACUAUUUGAGAAUGACACUGGCUUGGAUGAAGCUCAAGAAGCAGAAGCCAUUCGCAUCCUGACUUCAAUCUUGAACAUUCGAGAAUCUACAUCUGACAAAGCCCCUCAAAAAACUAUCUUUGUUCUGAAGAUCCUGGUCAUGCUUUACUACCUGAUGAUGAAUUCUUCAAAGGCACAGGAAUAUGGCAUGAGGGCCCUCAGUCUAGCCAAAGAACAACAGCUUGAUGUCCAUGAGCAAAGCGCCAUUCAAGAGUUAUUAAGUCUCAUUUCAACUGAAGACCGUCGCAUUACUUAGUGACCCAUGAGCUCUGCAUCAAGGGUUAUUCCAGGAGCUACGGAACAUCUAAUAUAUUCCAGCCCUGCACAACUGCUUUGAGGUACUGUAGAUGGCUGAAGUUUCCACCCUCUUCCCCUGGGAUUACACACAUAGCUGUUAUUUUUUUCUUACACAGCAUAUUGUGGGAAUAUAAAGCUUUAGGCACAGAAAUCAGUAAAAACUGUGUUUGUCAUGACCUUUGUACUUGAUUUAUCAUGACUUUGUAUGAAUAAUAUGUAGUCAGAUCACUAAUAUGGUAUUUGUAAUUAAACUACAAAUAGUUUGUCAUUUUCCCAGAAGUCUCCCAAUGAUGCAUGUCUCAUACACUUUUGCUAAAGGAAGGGUAAAGGAGGGGGUAGGGAAUAAAGCUAUAUUGGAGCAAA
This is a messenger RNA of Macaca mulatta (Rhesus monkey), 2603 nucleotides long. The record is from RefSeq and is a predicted model, not a curated record. Lineage: Eukaryota; Metazoa; Chordata; Mammalia; Primates; Cercopithecidae.